AUGUCGAGUAGUAGUAGCAGCAAGCCGCGUCCCAUCCAUCAUCUCCAGCGUGACCUGCGGUCGACUCCUGACGAAGCAGAGCCUUCCUACUCUUACGAACAAGAAUCUUUCUUGGCUCAGCGAGAAGACGAACAUGAAGACGCCUUUCAUCGAAGUUACAAUCGUCGAGACUCGACAGGAAGCCACAACAGUGUCAACAACAACAACAAUAAAGGAGAUAGCAGUAGAGACCUCAAUAAUGGCGACGGCACGAAGAAUGCCGGUGCUGGAGCAGGUGGAGCCGCUGGAUCGAACGGUAGUUUCUGGAGGAUGGAAGCUCUGCAAAAGAGUGGCAAUCAGGCACCUGCUGCCAGGAGUGCUGUCAUGAGUUCCCCGCUACAGUCAGCUCGGACACGGACAAUGGGAGGUGGAAAGGGUGGAUUGAAGAAGAAGCAAUCGGGUGGAGGAGGAACGAGUCUCUUGGGAGCUGCCUUGAACGCGGCUUCGUCGGCGGUCUCGGGAGUCUCGGGUGGCAAUCACAACGAUUCAUCGAGAAAUGAAAGUCAGGCCCCAGCGAAAGGCAAUGCUCGACAUGCUUCGGCUCCCACAGCCGUAGCCUCUCCACCAACAUCGCAGAGAAAUGUCAGCAGCAAAAAGAAGAAAGAAACUAGCAAACAACGACAAGCAGAACGCCGACAAAAAUUGGAAGUCCAAUCAGAACAUGAUUUGGGACACUUGAUGAACAACAACGCCAAUCAGCAUCUUCCCCCAACAACGGUUGUCACGACAACAACAACAAACAACUUGCGUGGAAUGAGCGACACGCUUCCUGAAAACGAUACCUACAACCCACCACCGCGACAUCAGAGUGAAGGCGCAUCUCCUGCGGAUGCUGCCACUGAUGCUGGCGAGGCAGACACAGGAAGCACACCCUUUGGAUGGGGCGCCGAUACCAGCGGAUCCCUCAGUGUCGCCGAUGCCAGUACGGCAGCGGACACCGUAGCCACGGCAGCUACCGGUAGAUCGUCGGCCGAAGCGGGAUCUUCUCUACUCUUUGGAAAACCCACCAAUGGUAGUGUGCUGCUGGGAAAGUCAUCCUCUCUCAUCUUUCCUACGGGAGUAGAACCCAGUACCAGCGCUGGACGAGGGACCAGUAUUGGGAGUGUCGGACGAGGAUCCACGCAAGCUUCCAGUAGCGACUAUGCCGCCAACAAUUUGAAACGACGAAAAGUGAAUCUGCUGUUAGAUCAGUGUGAAACUGUGAGAUUCCCCUUCAAGAAAAAGUUAAUCUUGAAUGACUUGGGUUUGGCGGCAGCGGAUAUCCCCGUGAAGGACCUCUGCGGCACCUCAUUAGGCCAGUCUCUUCACAAACUGAGUCUUGCCGGCAAUCGGUUAGGGUACAUCCCGGGCAAGCUGGUGAUGAAUCUGCCCGUCUUGAAGCAUCUGGAUCUGUCGCAGUGUGAACUACAUCACUUGCCAGAAACAUGGUAUCUGCCCAAUCUUCGCCGUCUGAAUUUGAGUCACAAUCGUCUCACCGAUUUCCCUGAAGAGACAAUGUUGGAAGGAUUGCCCGAGCUGCAAGAGCUCAACAUGUAUGGCAACAAAGUAGCUGAGAUUAUCAUUCCCCACAGCAACAGUGCCAACAAGAGACAGGUAUUGUCCAAACUGGAGACACUGAAUUUAGGUUACAACGAUUUGUCGUACUUGCCAGACGAUUUGGAUCUACUAAAGUCUCUGAGAACGUUGAAGGUGAUGAACAACUUUCUAGAGAAGGUGCCAAUCCGAGUAUGUGACAUGGAUUUGAGAAUGAUUGAUGUGAGUUCCAACCCCGUCAUUCAACCUCCGAUUGAGACAUGUGAACGCGGCAUCUCCUCGAUGAAGCGAUACUACCACUGUCUACGAAUGGAAGAGAACCAGGCUGCGUCAUCAUCAAACCAAAGCAAAUCUACUUCUUACCUCGACGAGUUCCAGAAGAACGUUAAAAAGACUAAAAAGAAGGUAAGCUACGGCUUGCUCAAGGCACCCAAACUACUCAUGCCAGGCGUGCAAAGAUCGCCGUCGGCACCACAAGCGCAGCCUUCAGCAGCGGCGACGCGACAGGUAUCAGAUGAAGCAUCCAUGUCACAAUCCAGCGCGGCUACAGCGCCGACGCACCAACAAUCCGCACCAGUUCCAUCUUCAAUUACGUCAUCGCCUACUCCGUCGGAGGAUAGAAAAAUGCCUGCCAUUGCCUCUCGAAGCAAGAGCGAGGGCGCUCAGCCUAUUGCGCCGGUUCCGGCCACCGUCGAAGAGGACGAGGAAGGGCCCAUCUCUCCUCAACGAGCGAGCUAUAGUCUUGCCGACUCUGCCGAAAGCAGUAUUGACGCAAGUACAGCCAACCAGUACUACGUCGAAGUGAAACCACAACACGAACAAGUACACUCUCCAGAAUCUAUCACUGUUAACGAUACUCUGAAGGUUAUCUUUGUUGGAAUGGCCAUGGUUGGCAAAACAAGUAUGAUCAAACGGCUGAUUGAGGGUGAAAAUGCCAUCAUUCCUUCACACGAUGAUCGUACAGUUGGCGUCGAUAUAUACGAGUGGGACAACCGAAAGGACAAGCGCUUUGAGCACAUUGACUCUCGCAUAAUAUUCGAGGACAAGGAAUUGGAGCGAUCGAUUUGCGAGGCCAGAGGAAUCGACAAGCAUGACGUGGACGUGAAAUUCAGCGUUUGGGACUUUGCCGGUCAACACGUCUAUCACGCGACACAUCAACUCUUCUUCAGCCCUCGGGCACUUUAUGUGUUGGUUUGGGAUAUGGGUGCAACAAAUCGAGGCACUCUGCGGCGAAAGAAUUCUCGUGCAGACGAGCGAGGGGCUUUCAAGCUUAGCUAUGAUUCGAGUGACGAAGAGGAGUCGGAAGAAGAGGAUGAUUUCGAUGUCGAAUCGGAGCUCGUCGCGCGGAUCGUGCCUUAUAUAGAGACAUUGAUGAAAAAAUACAAUUCUGGUGAAAGCGAGGGCGGCAUUGAAGAAGCAAAACGCCGUUGCAGGGUCAUGAAAAACCGCCUUCUCCGCCACGAGGAGAGGAGAAUCGAGGGAAUCCAACAGCGUCUCAAAGAGUAUCAUGACUCCAAUCGCGCGAACGACGAAGGAGCUGUGAGGCUUCAAAAGUUACUGGACUCAUACACCCGACCCAAGUUAAUUUUCUGGGGUGAUGACGAUCCGGUGGUUCGAGUGAGUGGUUCCAUGUACACAGGAUUCGACGAUUUGACCAAGAAAAUCAUUGAUAUUGCGACCGGACGCUUUAAGGGGCAAUGGCAACACCCCAUCUUCCGCGGACACAUUGGGGCUCGAAUCCCCCGAAUGCGACUGGAGGUUCGCGAGGCUGUGCGAAAUCUACGGAAUCGCUUCAAGGUCGUGGAAUGGGGUUAUUUCCUUGAUCAAUUGAAGGAUCGCGGCUUAGCCAGCGUAGAGGAUAUCAGUGACGCAUUGCAUUUCCUGACAAAUGUGGGCGAGCUGUCGUACUUUGGAGCAGUUUUGACGGAUAAGCAAACAAGGAACACGCUCCGAAGAGACAACAUAAGGAAGGCAGCCAGGGCGUACCGACGGUCGGCUGCCGACGAUUCCGAUGAUGACGACCUACUAGACGACGAUGACUUUGACGACGACUACGAAGAGGGAGCCACGUUCCUCUCGGUUGACGACACAACACUAGCAAAUUCGGCUCAAGUAACGGAAGAGAGUUCUCUAACAAAUUCGCUUCCCGACUGGAAUAUGAAUGGGCUGUCUCAGUUUGUGUUUUUGAAUCCUCGGUGGCUCGUCGCUGCGGUGGCUUGUAUCCUUCGUCACGAUCUAGAUCGCGAGAUUCAGGAAACGCGAAGAUCUCUGAGUGCUACUGAGAGGAAUGCCAGUGUAGCGCCAAGUUUCUACGACGCCCACCUAAAUUGUCCCGUGAUAACAGCCCGUGACGCUAAAAUGUUGUGGCAGGCCAAGAAAAUCACAAAGAAGGCCGCGGACAGGGCCCUGAAAUCAUCCAGCAACAUGACUGUGACUCCUUUUGAAUUCUUACUGUUGCUUCUCAUCCGAUUUGGUGUAUUUGUUCCGAUUGACCUAAGCAUUGAGAAGGCUUUCCUGGGAGGAAAAGAUUACGCUGGUCAAGAAGAUGCCUCUGGCGGCGCUCUGCCUUCGGAGGUAAGUAUCAGUGACACGACAACCACAGAUCCAACGACAACAGCAGAUGAUUCUCCGCUUCAGGCGAAGUUCUUCUUCUUGCCAAGCCUUCUUGGACCAGGUGAACCGGCCGAGGCGUGGACAUACAAGAACUCCGAGUCCUGGAAAAUUACCCUGGCUCACUCAGUGCUCUUCCCGGAUGGUGUUCCUCCUGGUCUCAUGGAGAGAAUCACUGCUUCUGUGCUGAGCAAUGUGUACGCCGUGGCUCAAAAGACUCGACAAAGCGAAAAACCAAAAGGGCGCCUCAGUGUGAAAGAGGUGCUUUGCUGGCGAACCGCCUUCUACUUGAAACUUGGCACGCAAUCCUCAGACAACAAAGAAAGCAUUGUCGAAAUCUUCACGCACUUGGUCGACCGCGACUCAAACAUGUGUGUGGGAUCAGACUACAUGGGGAUAGGAAUGCGACGGUUGAUUACCAGUGCAAAGGGACAAGUGGGGGACCGAGGUCGAAAGAUAUGGGAGGGAGGAUAUCUUCUCGUUGUUCAGUCGGUGGCGCGGGUUAUGGAAGAGUAUGGAGGUCUCGAAUUCGAACGACAAGCUUUCUGCACUGAUUGCUUAGCCAAGAGCGCUCUGAGCAGGACAAGCGCUUGGGAUUUCACUGUCUUGCGAGCUGCCGUUCUCAACGGUGACGGAACGUUGCGAUGCAGGGAUGGUCAUCGAGUAGAUACUUCGUUGAUAGCCGGUCCUUCCAAUGAGCCCAAACGAGUCGACAAAGAACGAGAGAAGCAUGUCGAGGACGAACCAGGCGGGCAGAAGGAUCCAACCGUCCCAGUGAAGGAACUACUUCGAGGAGUCGUCGUUGUCGGUCUGUUCGAUGGCAAGACCAGGAAAGUUGUCCGUGUUGGUUCAGGAUUCGUCGUGGACAAGAAGCGCGGCUUGAUUGUCACGGCGAGCCACACUUUGAUGAACAUCUGGGGCGACAAGAACACCCCAUUCGGUGAAAACUACUACGGGCUGCGCCAGGGCAAAGUUGUGAUAGGCGUCAUCCCCCGCCAAAAGGAGGCUUCAAGCAACGCCGACGCUACCAUGGCGAUGUUUCGGUAUUUCGCGGUCAUUGUCACCAAGGACCCCAGCAUUGACAAGGGUGAAUGUCACCUCGAUGCUUGCGUUCUCAGGAUCACCACGAGAAUGGAAAACGAUGUUGGUGGCGACGGCGAUGGUUGCGGAGACCAACCAGAACGAUUGCUGUUGAACAACCCAGACGCACUCAAGAAGGAGAAGCUACAAGCACUGAAGAUCACAGAGAAAGUUGAGCUAGACGAACAAGUACGAAUCCUUGGUUACAACCAAGGAGGGGAAGGUUUGCUCGGUCCAGGCCAGAGCCUCAAUCGCUACGUCGAUUUUGCACGUGGCUACGUUUGCAAGAUGUUUUCGGGAGAUAUCAGUGAAGAGGAGUACCAACGUCAUCGCUUCAAGCCACGGAAGGAAAUCGUUGUAAUUUGUCCUACUAUCGGUGGCCAUAGUGGUGGUCCGUGCGUGAACCAGCAGGGAGAGGUCAUUGGCAUCUUGAGCCGAGCAGACCCUGCGGAGAGCCAGCGCUGUUACUUGGUGCCGACCAAUGAAUGGAAAUCGCUGGUGAAGCAAGCAAAGAACAUGAUGUAG
Messenger RNA from Seminavis robusta, 5787 nucleotides. NCBI's taxonomy places the organism in Eukaryota, Bacillariophyta, Bacillariophyceae, Naviculales, Naviculaceae. The record is from the annotation of a GenBank genome assembly.